Morus notabilis is the source of this 535-nucleotide messenger RNA. Its product is annotated as glycine-rich RNA-binding protein 4, mitochondrial. Lineage: Eukaryota; Viridiplantae; Streptophyta; Magnoliopsida; Rosales; Moraceae. The record is from RefSeq and is a predicted model, not a curated record. The transcript is spliced from 4 exons. Gene Ontology annotation, molecular function: RNA binding. The coding region runs from base 35 to 496 and encodes 153 amino acids.
AAAAAGUGAAAGCAGAAAACAUAGAAGCUAGUAAAUGUCAUCUAUGAGCAACACAUUGAUGAGUUCACUUGCUAGAAGAGCCGCAUCCACAACAACAAUCCCCGUUUUUCAAAACCCGUUUCUGGGUUUGCGGUGCUUUUGUUCUUCCCCUUCCUCGUCCCCGUCCUCGUCCUCUACCACCUCCAACAACAAGCUUUUUGUCGGAGGAUUGUCGUGGUCGGUGGACGAGAAGUCCUUGAAAGACGCUUUCUCUUCCUUUGGGGAGGUCAGUGAAGUGAGGAUACUGUAUGAUAAAGACUCCGGCCGGUCUAGAGGCUUUGGAUUUGUUCACUUUUUGAAGGAAGAAGAUGCUGUAAGUGCAAAAGAUUCCAUGGAUGGAAAGGCAUUGCUGGGUCGACCUUUGAGGAUAAGUUUUGCUCUUGAAAAAGUCCGCGGCGUGCCUGUUGUUGUUCCUCGCCUUUCCAACGUGGGAGACAGUUUCAAUCGUGGUGCUUGAAGGACACACUAACUAUGGUAGUCAAUGUUGUAUGAAGAA